AUGAAUUGGUUGAAAUUUAGAAAUUUAAUAAGUUGUAAAGAUAGAAAGAUUAAUGGUUACCAUUAUAGACCUUAACUAGAAAUAAUCCUAGUAAUAAAAAUCUAGGUAAAUAUGACAAUUCUGUCUAGAAUAUUAUUAUAUCUAUAAAAACAGUUGGAUAAGGGGAUUUUUAUACUUGAACUAUUUUUGGUAGGUUUGAUUUAUUUAUUGUUUGUGUGCUUGGAAUCUUUGUUAUUUCUAUUAUGGUAGUAAAAUUGAUAACUUCUUUAGAGCCUUCAACUUUGGAGUCUCAUGCAAUUAAUGUUUUGGAGAAAAUAUAACUUAGAGAAUUUAAGGUUAAACCAGCUCCAAUGGUAAUUAUGUAUUCUUUAAGGAUUGUAGUUUCAUUAAAGUAUAAAUAUAUUUGAUAUUAAAUAGGAAAGGAAAUUUAACAAGUGUUUAUUCAAAUAUUUGAUUCUAAAUUUAAGAUAUAAUUAAAAUGAAUUUAAAAUAAAUAAAAGAUAAUAUAGAAAUAAAUAAGAUGAAUACAAUAUGAACCAAGAAAUUACUAAUUAGUCUAUUAAGUUCUGAUUUUACAAGAGCAAUAGAAAAAUAAAUAUUUAUAUUUGCUUGAAAUGCAAAUAUUUUGAAUAAAUUACUAUAAGAGACUAAGUAAUUUUAAGUGCGAUUUUUUUAUAUUUAUAUUAAUUAAUUAUAAAAUGAUAAUAAGUUUUCAGAAUGUAAAAAUAAAAUAUUUGAACCAGCAUAAAUAGAUGUUAAUAGAAUACCUAGAUUUCAAUUAUAAUCCUAAUUUCUAUCUAAAAAAAUAAUCCUAUACAAAUUAUGUGUCAUCAAAAUAUUUUGUUUAAAAAGGUAGUUCAUUAUUAGAUCUUUUGUCUUUAAAAAUAUUAAAAAUGACAUUACCUAACAGCACUAUGAAAUAGUAAUUAAAUAUGAAACUGAUUCCAUUAUUUUGAGAUUAGAAGAAAUGAUUGUCAAUAUAAAUAAUACAUUUAAUUAAAUCUUAUAUAAAAAUUUAUAUUUAUAAAAUAAAAUAUAUAUUGAAUUUAUUUAUAGAUAAGUCUGAAUCUUGGGAAUUAAAUUAAAUCCUAAAUUCACUAUUAGAUUAUUAAACCUAGAAUGAACUUGAAAAAUUAAUAGAAAGUGGAAGUUUUGCUUUUAUUAUAUUAUUAUAUUAUUAAAUAAUUAUUCAAUUUUAUUUUACUGUAAAAGAAAAACAAAUGGAAUUAAAUUAGCAACUAAAGCAUUUUUUUAAGAAAUGCUAAUUCAGAAAGAUCCUGAUUAAUGGAGAGUAUUUAAAUAUACAUAUAUAUAGGAGUAAUUGA
Molecule: messenger RNA, 1325 nt
Organism: Paramecium sonneborni
Lineage: Eukaryota; Ciliophora; Oligohymenophorea; Peniculida; Parameciidae
Source: the annotation of a GenBank genome assembly